UUAAAACGCGCCAUUAUGAUCGGCUCUAAGAAGAAAACGAAAAAGGCGAAUUUAUUCAAGGAAAUAGCGGACAACUUCGAGCAGUUGACCAAGAAUCCAGAGCGUUUUCUCAAGCCGCAGCCGGAGCAGAUUGGUGCCAUCGAGCAACUCAUACAGCAAACAUACAGCGUAAGCAUCAGCGGAGAUGUGGAGAAUAAAAAGGAUUUGUUGCCCGAAUUGGUGCUCGAGCAGAUGGACGAGGAACAGAUCUGGCAGCAGCUGGAAAUGCGCAACGAACUGGUUUUCCCGCAAUUGCUGGAGAAGACUGCCAAGCUGAUGGCUAUGAAGGAGAAGCACUUGGGCAUCGAGUUGGACGACGACGAAGAAGACGAUGAGGAGGAAAUGCAACCAGAAGAGCAAUUUAAUGAGGAGGCGCCUGGGCAGGAUGCUCCCGACUCAGAUUUUGAUUUUUCUGGCAGCGAUGCCGAGGAUCUGCCCAAGAAAUCUAAACCCAAAGCAAUUAAAACAAAAAAGGGUGGCAAGCGUAUACGAAACUCUGUGGUUGAUGACACAUUCUUCAAGCUGGACGAGAUGAAGGAGUUUCUGGAACAAGAGGACGCCAAGGAGAUGCGGAAGCAGAAAAGUAAGCACCGAGUGGAGGAGGAGGCGGAUGGCAUCGAUUACUAUGCAGAUGAUUUUGGUGUGGGCGAGGAGGAAGAUGAGGAUGAUGUCAAUGUGAAUUAUGCGGACUUUUUCGAAAUGGACGAGGAACUGGAACAGGAGGCGCAAAAGUUAAACAAAAAGAACAAAGGCAAGCAAAGGGAUUACUUCAAUGAAAACGAAGAUGAGGCGGAGGAGGAGGAUGCGGAUGCAGGAGCGGAGGGAAAUGCGGAUGAUAAUGAAGAUGAAGAGGAUGCCGCUGAAGCAAAUGAAGACCAAAAAGAAGAGGAUGCUCCCAGUGAAAUCGAUGAGUCCGAAUUUGUGACUAAAAGUGGCAUAGAACCAGUGGCCAGUGAUUCAGACUCUGGAUCCGACAAAGAAGACAAUGAGGAGGAGGAUGACCAAGAAGAGGCAACACCAGCCGUCCAAUCCUCAAAUGAGCUGCGUGAGGCUCGCCUGUUCCAGCGCAUACGCGACUAUGAGGAUAUUGUGCUCGGCGAGAAGCCCUGGCAGCUUAAGGGUGAGGUCCAAGCGGCCAAUCGUCCACAGAACUCGCUGCUCGAAGAGAUCCUAGACUUUGAAUCCACCACACGACCCACGGCACCGCUGACAGAGGAAGAUAAUCGCUCCAUCGAGGAUAUAAUCCUGCAGCGCAUACGCGACAAGGCCUGGGAUGAUGUGGUCCGCACCGUGCGUGUGGAUAACACGCCGCAGGAGUACCGCAAGCAGCUGGUGCUCGACCAGGAGAAAUCCAAGCAAUCCUUGUCCCAAAUCUACGAGAAGCAAUAUCAGCAGGAGUUGGAGAAACUCGAUCCGAACAAGGAUGCCGAAGACAAUGCCGGACCGGAUCCCAAGGAGCAUCAGGAAAUCAAGCGAAAGAUGCGAACGCUGUUCCUCAAACUCGAUGCCCUUUCCAACUUCCAUUUCACACCAAAACCAGUCGCGCCCGAGGUAAAGAUUGUGACCAACACGCCGGCAGUGCACAUGGAGGAGGUGGCUCCCGUGGCCGUCAGCGAUGCUAAGCUGCUGGCCCCCGAAGAGGUAUUCCGCGGACCCAAGCACGCCCCGCUGGGCAAGACGGAGCGCACACGCACCGACAAGAAUCGCGAGCGCCGCAAGAAGAAGCAAAAGCAACGGGCCAUCAAUGCUGUGCUCGAAACCCGGGAUCUGCAGCGUGCCAAGGAGGGCAAGGCGCCCACGAAACGCGAGGCGGAUGCCAAGCUAUUGAAGACCAUCACCAAGAGUCGCAGUGUACAAAAAACCACCGCCAGCACCAGCGAUCAGGGUGCCUUGAAGUCCUCCAAGGCAUUCUUUAACAAGCUGCAGGACUCGACAGCCCUAGCGGCAAGCGGCGCUGGGAGCAAACGUCCCAAAAAGGACCCGGCCAAAGCGAAUGCCAAAAAACUCAAGCUCUAAUUCUAUGCAUAUUAAGACUUUUCUUUUCCAAUUUCUAAUGUCAUUUGCAUGUGACGUCAGCAGCCAAAAACCAUGUCUCCAGUCACGUGCCAGCAAAUGGCCAAUUCCCGCACACACAUCCACGGCACGCACGCCCACAUGCUCCCCCACGGCGGACGCCUUGGUAAAAGAAGAACUUUGCUAUACUUUGCUCCACCGAAGACUCCCAAUUUGGGGCACCAUGGGAGCUGCCAUGCGACAGCAUUUUGUCGGCUCCCUCUGUGUUUCGUGUGGGGUGUGUGUGGGUGAUCCAAGGCCAUUUAAUGGCCCGACAGGACGAUUAGACACGCGUGUAAUGUCCACAAUUGGAUUAUUUUUAGAAUUAUUUACUUAAAAUAACCUGUAUGCUAUUUAAAUAGAACGGAAACUCAAAAAGUU
Molecule: messenger RNA, 2472 nt
Organism: Drosophila persimilis
Lineage: Eukaryota; Metazoa; Arthropoda; Insecta; Diptera; Drosophilidae
Product: U3 small nucleolar ribonucleoprotein protein MPP10
Exons: 3
Coding region: 16-2055 (679 amino acids)
Biological process (GO): rRNA processing
Cellular component (GO): Mpp10 complex; sno(s)RNA-containing ribonucleoprotein complex; small-subunit processome
Source: RefSeq, a predicted model, not a curated record